Pseudophryne corroboree (corroboree frog) is the source of this 2599-nucleotide messenger RNA. RefSeq names its product zinc finger protein OZF-like. The coding region runs from base 549 to 1787 and encodes 412 amino acids. Lineage: Eukaryota; Metazoa; Chordata; Amphibia; Anura; Myobatrachidae. The record is from RefSeq and is a predicted model, not a curated record. The transcript is spliced from 8 exons. Gene Ontology annotation, molecular function: DNA-binding transcription factor activity, RNA polymerase II-specific; RNA polymerase II cis-regulatory region sequence-specific DNA binding. Gene Ontology annotation, cellular component: nucleus. Gene Ontology annotation, biological process: regulation of transcription by RNA polymerase II.
GAUGGAAUCCUAGAUGGCCGCGCCCAUGUUCGGACUUGGAGGGAAACUCUGACUAGGCCCAAACACCAGGAAGUGAGCACAAUGAUAAAUAAACACUGUAACAAUGGAAGACAGCGCUGUUGGGUACUUUGCACAGAAGCAGCAACUUCUGCAGGAGACUUCAUGCUGGAUCAUCACUGGCGGACCUCUGUGUGUGGAUACAGCGCGCACGGACCUUUGCGCCAGCCAGGACAGACAUCGCAUAGGGACAUCCCUGCAGCGCGCCUGUGACUCCCCGUUCCUCAACAUAGCAACCCACAGUUGCUAAGUAACCAAAUACAUAAACUAACAGCCGGGGGGCGGCGGGCCCAAGUCCUUCACGAGUUUCCAUAGCAACCAUCCCACAGUGGCUUGGGACACAGCUUGUCCGCGGGUAAUGACGUCAGGGACCAGGAGGACGGCGUCCGGAAGGCGGGCUGCACGGAUGCACCUGUAGUCUCACACUGCUAUUUAAGAAGGAAAGAAGGUGUUUAAUUAAAAUAACAUCAUUUUAGAGUUUCAAUAUACCUAUGGAAAGAAUGUCAGGAACCAUUUCUAUGCAGACCUUGGUGACGUUUAAUGAUGUUGCUGUGUAUUUCUCUGAAGAAGACUGGAUGUGCUUGGAAGAAUGGCAGAAGGAGUUGUAUAGAAAUGUCAUGCAAGAAAUUCAUGGUGUCUUGACUGCCAUGGGAUAUAGUAUAAACAACCCUGAUGUGUUGAUACGAAUACAAAAUCAGGAAACAAGCAGGUUUGGUAAUAACCACGAAGCAGCUAAGAGGAAAAGCAGCUGUAAAUUUGCACAUGGUAUUCCCUUAAAUAAUCCUGAUAUUCUUCUACGUGUUAAGCAGCAUGACAGCAUAUUUCUAGAGGAUCACGUUGAGUCUCAAGAAGAAACACACAGAACAAUUAAUAAUAUACAGCAACUUGACAAUACAUCAGAAAUUGGUAAGGAUGAAGUUCAGUGUUUGAAAAAUCCCCUAGGUGGUACGUUUCAGGAAAGUGUUGGUGUUUCCAAACCACUUGGAGACCACACCUGGAAAAAAGAUGUAGAAGGACAUAUAAUGGAUGUGAUAGAGAGCAGUAAAGCCAAGGAGAAUACCCUGCAAUGGAAGGACCUGUUUGACAAAAAGGAAACAAAAACAUCACCGAAAGAGGAAGCGAAUGAAAGCUUCAAGAAUGUGGACUUAACUGAUCAACAUCCCAACAGCACUGCUGAGAAAAGAUUAAACCCAAAAGAGAGACUGUUCAUCUGUUCUGUGUGUGGUAAAAGCUUUGGUGGCAAUUCUCUGCUGGUGAGACACAUGAGAAUCCACACAGGCGAGAAGCCCUACGCAUGUAACCACUGUGACAAAAGCUUCAAUGAUAAAUCCUAUCUUCUGCGCCACUUAAGGACUCAUACUGGGGAGAAGCCUUACUCUUGCUCUGUGUGUUUUAAAUGUUUCAGCCAGAAUUCCAGUGUCAUUGCUCAUAUGCGGAUCCAUACUGGAGAGAGACCAUUUCAGUGCAGAGAGUGUGACAAGCGAUUCAGCGAUAAGUCAUACUUUGUGCGGCAUAUGAGGUCGCACACUGGAGAGAAACCAUACAAAUGUACCGAAUGCCAAAAAUGUUUUACUCAGACUUCCAGCCUGGCCUCACACAUGCGGAUCCACACAGGAGAAAAACCAUUCAAAUGUCCCUAUUGUGAUAAAUGUUUUAGUCAAAAUUCAAGCCUGGUUAUACAUAAGAGAUUACACAGACGGGAGGAAACACUAGUACGGAGUCAGUCAUGAAGCAUCAACUUAAAGGAUUGUUCCACAUUUUGGUGAAAUCUUUUUAAAAAGGGACUCGUUCUGUGCCCCUUACCUGAAAUGUUUGUGUUUGGGGGGAGGGGGGGUCCUUCCUCUGGAUCGCUGCUGAGUUUCUUGAAUAAGAUUGGGUUCCCACAAAGAAAGAUCAAAGACAGUGGUCCCAGCAGUAUAAUUUGGCAGUGAGGGCUUGGUCAGCGGCAACUUGUUUUUUUUUUUUUUUUAUUCUGAACCCACUAUACACACACAAUACACCACCUAUUCUUGAUCCCGUAGUCACAGCCACAGAGCUGAAUGCAUGGACACUGAGCUGCAACAUUUUACGUAUUUCCACACAUCCACCAAACCCCAUAUCUUCUUAAAUCUCCUGCCCGCAAUGUGCUAAGCUGCUAUGUCGGAGCCUGGUUUCCUACUUUUCUCACUACUCGCAAGGUAAAAUGAUAUAACACUUUCUUCCUACAGUACAUAAUAAGCCUCUAGCCCCCGGAAUUCCUUUGCAGGAAAACUGACUAUCUCAGGAUAAUUGUUUGCAGAUCCGAAAAAAUGUCCUAAUGAUGGUUAGGCUGCUGAGGAAAAGUCAUACUUUUUUAGUGAUAUAUGGGGUUACUUAACAUUGCACCAACUCUAUGAUACAGCAAAUAAUGUAUCUCCUGUAAUGUACCAUGGUAUAUGAAGAAGAGAGAAAUUUAUAAACAACUAGGCUUCACCAAUCCUUCUCCUAUAAUAUAAACACAAUUCAAAUAGAAUGGUGCUUAUGAGAAUGUAUUGUUAAUAAAGUCUUUAUAGACCAUAUACAA